Aspergillus affinis is the source of this 2991-nucleotide messenger RNA. RefSeq lists its product as uncharacterized. Gene Ontology annotation, molecular function: oxidoreductase activity, acting on the CH-OH group of donors, NAD or NADP as acceptor; NAD binding. The record is from RefSeq and is a predicted model, not a curated record. Gene Ontology annotation, biological process: carbohydrate metabolic process. The transcript is spliced from 7 exons. NCBI's taxonomy places the organism in Eukaryota, Fungi, Ascomycota, Eurotiomycetes, Eurotiales, Aspergillaceae. Bases 1 to 2991 code for a protein of 996 amino acids.
AUGAACAUCACAAUGACCACGCCGGGCUCCGCAUCUCAGAGCGGCGUGUCGACUCCCUCGCCACAGAAAGGAUACAAAUGCUCGCUACCUCAGGAAAGGGUGUUCUCCAUUCAAAUAGGGACAGAGCUCUUCCGUCUCUCGGGAGCGUCGAUUGCCUCCGAUGCCCCGUCAUAUUUCUCCCAAUUCUUCGAAGAGCAGCUGCGGCUGAACGGAGACGGUGCGAACAUUCGGACGUUAUAUAUCGAUCGAGACCCGGUGACGUUUAAGGAUAUUGUGCGACAUUUACAGGGAUACCAUGUGCGCCCUAGAGACAGUGCGCAGUUCGUGAAGCUGUUCGCAGAUGCUCAGUUCUACAGCUUACCCCGGUUAAACUCUCAACUAUUCGAAUCAGAGAUCAGCAUCCAGAUUGGCGACCGCGAUUUCCAAAUACCCCGUGACAUUUUCUCAGGACCAGGCGACUCUCCAAACUUCUUCACCCUCGGCUUCGGUGCCUUCUUCGCUACUCCCACGCAGACCUUCCCCGGCCUGGAGCGCAUCGGCCUCCUACGUCCCCCGGCCAUCGUUCCUCCCAGCAUCCCCAACCGAUCGGGCGAGGUUUUCGCCGACAUCCUCCACCUCCUGCGCGGCUAUCCCCUACACAUCCGCAACAACACCCACCGCGCCGAGCUUCUGCGCGACUGCCGCUACUUCCAUCUUCGCGGCCUCGAGCAGAAGCUCAUCCCCCAUGACAUCAGUUUCAACCCCAUCCGGCAGCGCUCCGAGAUCAUCAUACGGCUAGAAGACGUGCGACGCUCCGGCGUCCACUUCGCCCCGGAUAGCCCCGCCGCUCCCCAAUCCUCUCCGGGAUGGGUCACCUACUCCCGCCCCUUCAUCGACGAACAGCCUUUGGACCUGAUCGUGGAAAUUGGCGACGAAUGCACUCUUGUCGACCUCGCCCGCAUGCGCGUGCAAUUCCUGCACCUCACCAAAACCCGUAUCGCCGCCCUUUUACAAGUCAUCACCAAUAAAAUCACCUCCACGCAGGCCGCUACGGCUACAAAUACAAACACCCCAACAGCAUCCGUCUCCCCUGCUAGCAGUUCUCCCACCCCUGAAACCUCUGCCAUCCGCAUCGAGCGCGACGCCGACCUCACCGUCGACGGCCAGUUCAUGUCCCACGCCGAUAUCUUCGGCAGUCCUGAUCCCGCCGCGGCCGAGUCCACGGAUGUGCAGAACCCUCCCGUGAAGCGCCGCCGGGUCGACGGGUCGUCGGUGGGCACGUCGGGAAAAUGGAUCGUUAGGACGGGGCAAUGGCGGUUGCGCGCGCAGCCAUCUGCCGUUGUUCCUGGGGAGGUCGAGAUCGUGUUGGUGGCGGUGAAGUUGGAUGUUUAUAGUGAGGCGAGGAUGCGGAAUCGGGAGAGGAGGUUUUUGGGCCAGCGCAGCAUUUAUUCCACCCUCAUCCCUAUCUCCCUCUCUACCCGAAUAUCUACACUCCCCUCAUCUCAGGCAAACAAACCACCCAACAUGAAACUCGCCGUCUUCAGCGCCAAAUCCUACGACAAACAAUACCUCACCUCCACCCUCCAAACCCACCACCCCUCCCUCUGCGACAUAACCUACCACUCCUUCGCGCUGUCGAGCGAAACCGCCUCUCUCGCCUACGGCAGCACCGCCGUCUGCGUCUUCGUCAACGACAUCCUCACGGCCCCGGUCCUCCAAAACCUCCACGCGCACGGCACCCGCGCCAUCCUUCUUCGCUGCGCAGGGUACAACAACGUCGACCUGCAAGCUGCCGAAGAGCUCGGCCUCUUUGUCGCGAACGUCCCCUCGUACUCCCCCGAAGCGGUGGCUGAGUUCGCCGUCGCGCUGAUCCAGACCCUGAAUCGGAAGACGCACCGAGCGUACAACCGCGUCCGGGAGGGGAAUUUCAAUCUGGAGGGAUUUCUGGGUCAUACGCUGCAUGGACAGACGGUCGGGGUGGUGGGCGUGGGUCGGAUCGGGAUGUCGUUGGCGCGGAUUUUCAAUGGGUUCGGAUGUCGACUGUUGGCGUAUGAUCCGUUCGGGGGGGAGGAGUUCAAACAAUAUGGGACGUUCGUGGAGCUGGAGGAGUUGCUGCGUGAGAGCGAUAUCGUCAGCUUACAUUGUCCGUUGACGGAGAGUACGCGACAUGUGCUUGGGGAAGAGAAUUUGGCGAAGAUGAAGAAGGGCGCGUUAUUGGUGAAUACGUCGCGUGGAGGGCUGAUUGAUACGAAAGCGGCGAUUGGGGCGCUGAAGAGAGGUCAGUUGGGUGGGCUGGCGUUGGAUGUGUAUGAGGAGGAAGGGGGCCUGUUUUAUAACGAUCACUCCGGGGAGAUCAUCCAUGAUGAUACGUUGAUGCGGUUGAUGACGUUCCCGAAUGUGUUGGUGUGUGGGCAUCAGGCCUUCUUUACGGAGGAGGCUCUGGGGGAGAUUGCGGGCGUGACGCUGGCGAAUUUGUUGGAUUUCGAGGAGAAGAGGACGUGUCGGAAUUCGUUGGGCAUUGUUGGCAAAUUCCACAUGCUCAAAGCUGCAUUCUCCGAGUACUCCACUAUAUUCCCCACUGGAUUUCUGACGCACUGCGUCCUGCCAUGUUCGUUCUUGGGAUUUGACCGUCGAAGCCCCGUAUGGUCGUCGUGCGGCCAACAUCCCAUGGUGGAAAUUCCUUGUGGGUGGUACAAUGAAGAUAUGAUGCCCCUUCAGUACCUGCCGCAUCUACCAAACAGCAUGGGAUUCGUUUCGACCCGUGUUGUAGAGCAGAUGUGGCAGGAUAAGUUCCUGUGGCUAUUGGAGCACCAUGAGGGUAACGAGGCUGCUGAUUUCGUUUUCCCAAUCCUUGUGCAUCCUGAUACCAGUGGCCUGGCGCACAAUACUGGAAUGAUCGAUCGAUUUAUUAACUGGUUGCAGAGGUUUGGCGAUGAUGUUCAGUUCUGUACUUACGAGCAGGUUGCGGCUGCUUGCCUUUCCGUGGAGAAGGCCAAGGCUGGCCAGGUCUAG